AUGAAGUUCACUCUCCAGUCCGCCGUCCUCGCCCUCGCCUUCGCCCUCCAGGCGAGCGCCGCCGCUGUCGAAGACCCCACGAUGGCCGCCGUCCGCCGCAACACCCUCCUCAUGGAGCGCCAGGGUGUCAAUGACAACCGUCCCGUCGCCAACGGCGCCUGCUGCAUCGCCAACACGAGCUUGAAGGAGGAUGUCUGCACCGUCAACGGCCAGAGUGGUCGCUGCGUUCCUGACAACAUCAACAACUGCGGCGCCAAGUUGACCUGCAUCGAGGACAGCAGACUGGCCUGCGACCCCAACAAGCUCGAGCGCGGCCGCCCCUUUUGCCGCCGUCGCCCGGGUGCGUAA
Molecule: messenger RNA, 348 nt
Organism: Colletotrichum graminicola M1.001
Lineage: Eukaryota; Fungi; Ascomycota; Sordariomycetes; Glomerellales; Glomerellaceae
Exons: 2
Coding region: 1-348 (115 amino acids)
Source: RefSeq, a predicted model, not a curated record